CAUGUCUGGCUGCAGCCUCCGCCUGCUUCCCACCCCGCCCAGCGACUCCCCGAGCGCUGCGAGGACCUCGGUGCCUGGACUCGCUUGAUUCUGUGUCUUGUGCAGCGCCCAGCACAAUAGACAAAAUGGCUGCUCAGGUUACUUUAGAGGAUGCCUUGUCCAAUGUGGAUCUCUUGGAAGAAUUACCAUUGCCGGAUCAACAACCAUGUAUUGAACCCCCUCCGUCAUCUCUGCUUUACCAGCCAAACUUCAACACUAAUUUUGAAGACCGGAAUGCAUUUGUCACAGGCAUUGCAAGAUACAUUGAGCAAGCUACUGUUCAUUCGAAUAUGAAUGAAAUGUUGGAAGACGGUCAAGAGUAUGCUGUCAUGCUGUACACAUGGAGAAGCUGCUCAAGGGCCAUUCCUCAGGUUAAAUGUAAUGAACAGCCUAACCGAGUAGAAAUUUAUGAAAAAACUGUGGAAGUUCUGGAGCCCGAGGUUACAAAACUGAUGAAUUUUAUGUACUUUCAGAGAAAUGCAAUUGAACGAUUCUGUGGGGAGGUGAAGCGCUUAUGCCAUGCAGAGAGGAGGAAGGAUUUUGUGUCUGAAGCAUAUCUGAUCACUUUGGGCAAGUUCAUCAAUAUGUUUGCAGUAUUAGAUGAGCUGAAAAAUAUGAAGUGCAGUGUGAAGAAUGACCACUCUGCCUACAAGCGAGCUGCUCAAUUUCUGCGUAAAAUGGCUGAUCCUCAGUCCAUCCAGGAAUCCCAGAACCUCUCCAUGUUCCUUGCUAAUCACAACAAGAUUACACAAUCUUUACAGCAACAGCUUGAGGUGAUUUCUGGCUAUGAAGAACUGCUGGCUGAUAUUGUGAAUUUGUGCGUGGACUACUAUGAAAAUAAAAUGUAUCUAACACCCAGUGAGAAACACAUGCUCUUAAAAGUAAUGGGCUUUGGAUUGUACCUGAUGGAUGGAAGUGUCAGUAAUAUCUAUAAAUUGGAUGCAAAGAAAAGAAUAAACUUGACCAAGAUAGACAAGUUCUUUAAGCAGCUGCAAGUGGUCCCGCUGUUUGGUGAUAUGCAGAUUGAACUGGCAAGAUACAUUAAGACUAGCGCCCACUACGAGGAAAACAAAUCCAGAUGGACGUGCACCUCUUCCAGCAGCAGUCCCCAGUACAACAUCUGUGAGCAAAUGAUCCAGAUCAGAGAAGACCAUAUGCGCUUCAUUUCGGAACUGGCUCGUUACAGCAACAGUGAGGUAGUGACUGGGUCUGGCCGUCAGGAAGCUCAGAAAACAGAUGCAGAGUAUCGAAAACUCUUUGAUCUCUCUCUCCAGGGACUACAGCUCCUAUCUCAGUGGAGUGCACAUGUUAUGGAAGUGUAUUCAUGGAAACUAGUGCAUCCAACUGACAAAUACUCCAAUAAAGAUUGCCCUGAUAAUGCAGAAGAGUAUGAAAGAGCAACACGAUACAAUUAUACCAGUGAAGAGAAGUUUGCCUUGGUUGAGGUUAUUGCCAUGAUCAAAGGUCUUCAGGUGCUGAUGGGGAGAAUGGAAAGUGUCUUUAACCAUGCCAUACGUCAUACCAUUUAUGCUGCUCUUCAGGACUUCUCCCAGGUUACACUGAGAGAACCAUUAAGGCAGGCCAUAAAGAAGAAGAAAAACGUAAUUCAGAGUGUUCUUCAGGCCAUCAGAAAGACAGUUUGUGACUGGGAAGCAGGACAUGAACCAUUUAAUGACCCAGCACUAAGAGGAGAGAAAGACCCCAAAAGUGGUUUUGACAUCAAAGUUCCGAGGCGAGCAGUGGGACCCUCCAGUACCCAGCUUUACAUGGUGAGAACUAUGUUAGAGUCUCUCAUUGCUGACAAAAGUGGUUCCAAGAAAACCUUGAGAAGUAGCCUUGAGGGGCCCACCAUAUUGGACAUAGAAAAAUUUCAUCGCGAGUCUUUCUUCUACACUCAUUUGAUAAAUUUCAGUGAAACCUUGCAGCAAUGCUGUGACCUGUCCCAGUUGUGGUUCAGAGAGUUCUUCUUAGAACUCACCAUGGGUAGAAGAAUCCAGUUCCCCAUUGAGAUGUCUAUGCCUUGGAUUUUGACUGACCAUAUUCUGGAGACAAAAGAGGCAUCAAUGAUGGAGUAUGUUCUCUAUUCUUUGGAUCUUUACAAUGAUAGCGCUCAUUAUGCACUUACUAAAUUUAAGAAGCAGUUCCUCUACGAUGAAAUUGAGGCAGAGGUAAACUUGUGUUUUGACCAAUUCGUCUACAAGUUGGCAGACCAGAUAUUUGCAUACUACAAGAUUAUGGCAGGAAGAUUUGUUCGUACUGUGUUACCCUUUUCUCAGGAGUUUCAGCGAGAUAAGCAACCUAAUGCACAGCCCCAAUAUCUCCAUGGAUCGAAGGCUUUGAAUUUGACAUAUUCCAGCAUUUAUAGCAACUACAGGAACUUUGUUGGUCCCCCUCACUUUAAAGUCAUUUGCAGGCUCCUUGGGUACCAGGGCAUUGCUGUGGUAAUGGAGGAAUUACUGAAGGUGGUCAAAAGCCUGUUGCAGGGCACGAUUCUUCAGUAUGUGAAGACCUUGAUGGAAGUGAUGCCUAAAAUCUGUAGGUUACCUAGACACGAAUAUGGCUCUCCAGGUAUCCUGGAAUUUUUCCACCAUCAGCUGAAGGACAUUGUCGAAUAUGCAGAACUGAAGACUGUGUGUUUCCAGAAUUUGCGGGAAGUGGGAAAUGCUGUGCUCUUCUGUCUACUCAUCGAGCAGAGUCUGUCGCUAGAGGAAGUGUGUGACCUGUUGCAUGCUGCACCGUUCCAGAAUAUAUUGCCAAGGGUUCAUGUCAAAGAGGGUGAAAGACUUGAUGCUAAAAUGAAAAGACUAGAAUCAAAAUAUGCUCCACUCCAUCUUGUUCCUCUGAUUGAAAGAUUAGGAACACCCCAGCAAAUUGCAAUAGCAAGGGAAGGAGAUUUGCUGACCAAGGAACGCCUCUGCUGUGGCCUAUCCAUGUUUGAGGUCAUCUUGACCAGGAUUCGGACCUUCCUAGAUGACCCAAUCUGGCGUGGCCCCCUUCCCAGCAAUGGUGUGAUGCAUGUGGAUGAAUGUGUGGAAUUUCACCGUCUCUGGAGCGCGAUGCAGUUCGUGUACUGCAUUCCUGUGGGAACACACGAAUUUACUGUGGAACAGUGCUUUGGAGAUGGGCUGCACUGGGCUGGCUGUAUGAUCAUUGUGCUUUUGGGACAGCAGCGUCGCUUUGAUGUGUUGGAUUUCUGCUACCAUUUACUGAAAGUACAAAAGCAUGAUGGCAAAGAUGAGGUCAUCAAGAAUGUGCCUUUGAAGAAAAUGGUUGAGAGAAUUCGCAAAUUCCAGAUCCUGAACAAUGAGAUAAUUACUACUUUGGACAAGUAUAUGAAGUCUGGUGAUGGAGAAGGUACACCAGUGGAACAUGUGCGCUGCUUCCAGCCUCCUAUCCAUCAGUCUCUGGCCAGCAAUUAAGUGUGGAGAAACAGCCUUACUUUUUACUUUAGUGGCAGUACUUUUGCACCUAGUUAAGCUAUAAGCUUAAGAAGAGAAAAACCCUUGUAAGGAAUAUACCCUAAUCUGUAUUUCAGUAUUUCCUGUGCCUUUUGAAUAGUGGUGCUUUGUCUUUUUCAGUCACCAAGCACAAUAAUGGUAUACAGUCCAUACUUAUUUUUCUAGACUAAAAUUUUAUAUACCGUGAUAAGAAGCCUGUAAUGUGUUAAUAAAAAAAAAAAAAAAAACCUUAUUGUCUUACAAACCCCUCUAUAUCCCUCACCUGAUGUGAUCAUUUUAGACUGGAUUGAUUCAAAUUGUUUUUCCCUCAUCUCAAAAUAUUAGUCACGGUGGUUAAAAAAACGAGUUUGUUUUUUUUGUAGAAACAUUUAAAAAAAAUUCAUUGUAAUUGUUUAUGUAUUAGAAAAGCAUUAAUUGCUUGCUUACUCUUUAUAAAAAGAAGGUUCCUGCUGGUGCUUUGUGAAUAAUUUUUUUAAUCAGUUUGAUUUUUUUCCCUAGCAAAAUUAAAUUGCAUUGUGUGAUUAGUAAUUAUGGAAAUAAAGGCAUUAAUUAAAAUUC
Molecule: messenger RNA, 4055 nt
Organism: Trachemys scripta elegans
Lineage: Eukaryota; Metazoa; Chordata; Testudines; Emydidae
Gene: CYFIP1
Product: cytoplasmic FMR1 interacting protein 1
Biological process (GO): regulation of actin filament polymerization; modification of synaptic structure; regulation of translation
Cellular component (GO): neuron projection; SCAR complex; synapse
Molecular function (GO): RNA 7-methylguanosine cap binding; small GTPase binding
Source: RefSeq, a predicted model, not a curated record